UGCAAACUUAACCAAACAGAACUCUAAUUUCUAAUUUGCCUCUUCCUCCAUCGAUCAUUCACUUUCUGCAGAAACUAUAUCGAUACAGCCAUGGCAGCACCUUCAAUGAAUGGAGAUGACUCGGUGAUUCUGUUUUCUACCUCAAACUCCCCUGAACAAUAUACCACCACCCCUUCCUCUUCUUCCUACCACUCAUCACCACCAUCACCCCAACAUUGCAUUAACCCAACUUACAAUCUCACUGUACGCAACCUCUCCUACACUUAUCUCCCAAAUAGGGGCAUAACACUUUCAGUUUCUCAACUGCUGCAAAAGCCUAAGCCUGUUGCCAUACUCAAGUCAGUCUGUUUUGUUGCAAAAAGUUGUGAAACACUUGCCAUUGUUGGCCCGAGUGGCACCGGAAAAUCUACCCUCCUGCGGAUAAUAUCGGGGAGGGUGAAAGAUGAAGACUACAAUCCCAAAAGUGUCUCCAUUAAUGAUCAUCAGAUAACUAGUCCUGCUCAGUUGCGCAAAAUAUGCGGAUUUGUUGCACAAGAAGAUAAUCUGCUUCCCCUACUGACUGUGAAGGAGACUUUGAUGUUCACUGCUAAGUUUCGACUUAAAGGCAUUGAUGCAAAAGAGAGGGAAAAGAGGGUGGAGAGCUUAAUUCAAGAGCUUGGUCUUCUCCAUGUCUCCGAUAGCUAUGUGGGAGAUGAAGAGAAUAGAGGGAUAUCUGGUGGAGAAAGGAAAAAGGUAUCUAUAGGUGUCGAUAUGAUUCAUGAUCCACCUAUUUUGCUUCUUGAUGAGCCGACUUCAGGCCUAGACAGCACUUCGGCACUUCAAGUUAUAGAGCUUCUUUCUAUAAUGGCCAAAUCAAAGCAAAGAACCGUGGUUUUAUCAAUACACCAACCAAGCUAUAGAAUUCUUCAUCACAUCUCCAACUUUCUGAUCCUCUCCCAUGGUUCUGUUGUCCAUAAUGGGAGCAUUGAGUUACUCGAAGAAACUAUAGGUAAUCUUGGAAUGCAAAUUCCAUUGCAGCUCAAUGCCCUAGAAUUUGCCAUGGAAGUUAUACAAACCCUGGAAGAUUCAUAUUCCAGAAGCACCAGUGAUCAUCACCCUCAUGCUACAGAAAACAAAGAACCAUGCUCCUACCCUUCAUUGCCAGAAAUAGAAAUCGGCAGAGAUCAACAUGAUCAAACCAAAAACAUGGGUGAUUAUUUCUCUAAUUUAUAUGAGAUCAUGUUUCUCUGCUCAAGAUUUUGGAAGAUAAUUUACAGAACGAAGCAGCUGCUUCUGGCCAGAACACUGCAAGCUCUUGUUGGAGGUUUUGGCUUGGCAAGCGUGUACAUAAAAAUGAGGAAAGAUGAAGAAGGCGUAGCAGAGCGACUAGGCCUCUUUGCUUUCAGUCUAAGUUUUCUACUCUCUUCCACAGUUGAAGCAUUACCGAUAUUCCUUCAAGAGCGGCGAGUUUUAAUGAAAGAAGCCUCAAGGGGGGCUUACAAGAUCUCCUCUUACAUGAUUGCCAACACCAUUGUCUUCCUACCCUUUUUAUUUGCAGUGGCUCUUCUGUUUGCUGUUCCUGUGUAUUGGCUCGUAGGCCUCAAUCCUUCUGUGGCUGCUUUCGCAUUUUUCACUUUCGUGGUUUGGCUCAUUGUGUUGAUGGCUAGUUCUCUAGUGCUCUUUCUCAGUGCAGUCUCUCCCGAUUUCAUUUCAGGAAACUCGCUUAUCUGCACAGUUCUUGGAGCCUUCUUCCUCUUCUCUGGCUACUUCAUUCCGAAAGAGAGCAUACCAAAAUACUGGCUCUUCAUGUACUAUGUUUCCAUUUACAGGUAUCCGUUGGACACAUUGCUGACAAACGAGUAUUGGAGUAUUAGUAGCGAGUGUUUCUCUUGGCAUGCUAAUGAUCAAUUUCCCUCCGAGUGUUUGCUCACUGGCAAUGAUGUGUUGAAGAGUCGGGGACUUGACAAGGACACCAGGUGGAUCAAUGUAGGGAUCAUGUUUGGUUUCUUUGUGUUUUAUCGAGUGCUCUGUUGGAUCAUUCUUUGUCGAAGGGCUUCCAAAACAACAAUUUAAUCACAUAAGAUCGAUGUUAUCAUAGUGUACUUAUGGGUUACUUCAGGAAUAGUGAGAAAGUAAUUACUUCAGAAAAAUAAUUCUGUCUAUACAUUACAUGUAAAUCCCAAUCUUUCAUUCCAUAAGAAAGUAAUCAUGUAAGAAAUUAGAACAUAAAAGAUUUAAGCAAAGCCAAAAUGUUUCAAACGUUGCAAGACAAGUUGUCAAACACAAAUAGAGUGAAUUGAAACCAAUACAUUGCUUUUUUUCUUGAGACGUAGAAAAGUCUAACCAAACGAUCUGAGACUUGAAGAGCACAAAAGAAGAUAUGAAGAAUUCAACUCUUGCCUUGGGUGAAAGAAACAAGUGGUCUACCAAAGGGAAACUAGAAAACCCCACAACCGAACAUUGAUGUAAAACAACAUAAGAAAGAUGCAGAGCCGCAAUGAAAAUUAUAAUGUAUUCUUGAUACAAACCAGAACUAUAAUUACGGCUAAAAUUGAAAGGAAAUUAUCGAGAUCUAGAACGAAAGUAGUUCCUGUUGUACCUACUCAUAAUCCCUAACAGAAACAAAACUCAAGAAAAUCAUCAAUUUCCCAAAAAGCCGUUAUAUCCAUCAAAAUCUGAUAGACCCUCUUACAUAAGCUGCAGAUAUGCAUACAAUGCAACACAUCUACCAAAAGCAGUAAAAAGCUGCCCAAUCAAUUAAAGCUCAUCCUCCAUCCUCAAGUACUCUCCAAUAUCAG
This is a messenger RNA of Rosa rugosa (rugosa rose), 2777 nucleotides long. Its product is annotated as ABC transporter G family member 23-like. Gene Ontology annotation, cellular component: membrane. Bases 91 to 2052 code for a protein of 653 amino acids. Gene Ontology annotation, molecular function: ABC-type transporter activity; ATP hydrolysis activity; ATP binding. The record is from RefSeq and is a predicted model, not a curated record. The transcript has a single exon. NCBI's taxonomy places the organism in Eukaryota, Viridiplantae, Streptophyta, Magnoliopsida, Rosales, Rosaceae.